Aspergillus pseudonomiae is the source of this 1230-nucleotide messenger RNA. Its product is annotated as cytochrome P450. The record is from RefSeq and is a predicted model, not a curated record. The transcript is spliced from 5 exons. NCBI's taxonomy places the organism in Eukaryota, Fungi, Ascomycota, Eurotiomycetes, Eurotiales, Aspergillaceae. The coding region runs from base 1 to 1230 and encodes 409 amino acids. Gene Ontology annotation, molecular function: oxidoreductase activity, acting on paired donors, with incorporation or reduction of molecular oxygen; iron ion binding; monooxygenase activity.
AUGCAUACUGAAAACGCUCUCGUUCGUGAACAACGAAAACGCAUACUCUCACAGCUGCGCUCGGAACGCGCAUUAUUAUCGCUUUACCCGCAGGUGGAUACGGUGGUCCGACGCUUCCUGCUGCGGACGUUGCAAAAACCAGAGGAGUUAAUGGAUCAUAUCAAAACAGGAAUCGGAGGAGUUAUACUAAAGAUCGCAUACGGUUAUACCGCCGGGUUUCAUGGUCGGGAUCCCCUCAUCGAUCUCGUGGAAAACACAUCUUUUGCAUUUGGCAUAAUAAACCAGCCAACAGGUUGGCUGGUGGAUAGCAUUCCCGCCCUGAAGUACAUGCCGAGUUGGUUUCCGGGGGCAGGGUUUAAGAAACAAGCCAGGGAGUAUCGACGCGGAUUUCACACAUUAGCUAAUUGGCCGUUCGCCUUUGCUCAACAUCAGAUGAAGGAGGACAAGUAUGAACCUUCAUUCGUUUCCAGACAGAUUGAGCAGACAGGCUCGAUACUUAGUCCCGAAGAGGAGCUGAAGAUCAAACACUCGGCAGCUGCGGUCUUCCAAGCUGGCUAUGAUACGACGGCAUCUACCAUCACAUCCUUCUUUCUGGCAAUGGCGCUGUUUCCUGACGCACAGCAAAAGGCCCAGGAGGAAAUCGACCGAGUCAUAGGAGCGAGGCUCCCUACGCCUACAGACCGAGUGAAACUACCCUAUGUUAAUGCGCUUAUCAACGAGGUCAUACGCUGGAACCCGGUGGUUCAGAUAGGCAUCAUGCACGCAGCCACAGAAGAUGACAUUUACGAGGGCUACCUGAUCCCCAAAGGGGCCCCAAUCGUCCCCAACAUUUGGGCAUUUGCGCACGAUCCAGAGGUAUACUCUGAUCCCAUGUCGUUCCGGCCCGAGCGCUUUUUGGCAUCGGACGGACACGUACCAGAACGUGAUCCGCACACGCUGGUCUUCGGAUUUGGACGCCGGAUUUGCCCCGGCCGUCCGCUGGCGGACUUCAAUAACUUUCUCACGAUCGCACGGUCACUCGCGGUCUUUCGUAUUCGAAAGGCCAUGAAAGAUGGCAAGGAGAUCGACCCCAUCGUAGAUUAUCAGGAGGGGAUCGUCGGUCACCUAUCACCGUUCCAAGUGAGCAUCCAGCCGCGAAGCGCAGAACACGAAGCCCUCAUCCGUUCCAUUGAGGUUGAAAAUCCCAGUUCACGAAGCGACUCGGCGACACUUGAGUCACUCAGGGUAUAG